This is a messenger RNA of Cercospora beticola, 977 nucleotides long. The record is from RefSeq and is a predicted model, not a curated record. NCBI's taxonomy places the organism in Eukaryota, Fungi, Ascomycota, Dothideomycetes, Mycosphaerellales, Mycosphaerellaceae.
AGCGCCUGCUCUACCGGCAAAAAUAAAAGUGGAGCCCAUCGGACUCGGAAUCAAGAACAUCAUCGAAGUCGCGCUCCAUCCAUCUUUCGCCGUUGACAUCUAAAUCGCUCAUCAUGAUACUACGAUCGCGAACCAUAGCACCUGCUCUCCAACUCGCGACACGAAACUAUGCGACGAAGCACGAACCCCGUCAAGUCCUCAACGCAGAAGUCAUAGCCCGACUUCAGCAACAGGAGCAAGCUAUCGCAAACCGACAACGAAACCUGCCACCGCCUGGGUCGGACAAAUACUUCUACUUGACGGCGAUUGGACUUAUUCUAGCGACUCCGCCGAUUAUCUACUACUGGUGGCAGCAUCGGGCAGAGCAUAUGGGAAAGAAGAAAGAGGAUAUGCUUAAGCAGAUUGAGAUUAAGCGCAAGGAGUUCUUGGAGAGUCAACGAUGAGGAGUAUGGCUUCUGCUGGAACAUAUGUGCAACGAGGAUGGGGUCUAAAACGUCGCUGAGACGGUUAUCAGGGGAGAGGUCGAUGCGCAGGCGUGCGGCAAGUGGCAUGGACAUGAUAGGAAGUCCGCUGCAAGAGCAGCAUGUCUGCAACGCUCUCCAGCCACAUCGCCUAUGCUCGCCUGAAGAAGCGGUUAAGUGGGCUUUAGUACACCUCACAAGCCACAGACGCUGAGGGAACGAGGCGAGAUGAGAUGUUCCUCUACCACGAAGAUGAGACGGCGGGGCGGACACGAUCUCAUUGCCAGGCUUCUACUGUCGGCCAGAGACUGCGACUUCGUAGAUUGGCCCUUGCUGGUAGGAUCCCAUGCAUUAGUAGUAUGAGACACGGCAGAGGUGCAAGCGGGCGGUAUCAACUCAAAGGCGGAGGCCAGCUCCAUUCAUGAGAUAACCACGCCACGGAAGUGACAGGGCCAUGUCCUCGGUUGUGUGGGACUUACUCGCACAUUGACACCCGAAGCGAGACGCAUCGGACAU